AUCUCUAGGCCUGAGGAAAGGUGGAGGUAAGUUGAAGGCCUUUUCUGAGAUGCUGCAGUUUAUAAAACGGGCUUUCCAGAGAGAAACGCAAACGACACGGACGCCCCAAGCAGCAAUUGAGAUACCAACAGAAUCUUUUCACUCUCAGCAUGUGGAAGGCAGCACUCUUGACAAUGGGAUUGUUAGCGGCUCUGGUAGAAAAGGUGCGUUCCAACGACGCCCAGCCCCCUUUCUAUGGGGUGAAACUGUGUGGAAGAGAGUUUAUACGAGCUGUCAUCUUUACCUGCGGUGGUUCUCGUUGGAGAAGAAGCCUAGGAGACACAGAUUCUAUUGGGGAAGAGGCCUUUGACCCAUGGAACACAAAUUCCAUCCCUCAACUUAUCGGCAAACAGGAUGCUGCGGAGUCCCAAGUAUGGAGAGAGCAAACAUUAAACGGGGCAUCUGUGGCUGCUGGAUUUAGCCGCUCAGCUCGCUCGCCCAUUUCUGAGGAGGUGCUGGAAGCUCUACGGAGUGCAGAUAGGAAAGGACGGGAUGUAGUGGUCGGACUGUCCAACGCCUGCUGCAAGUGGGGCUGUAGCAAGGGGGAAAUCAGCUCUCUGUGCUGAAUCGCUCUUCUUAUAUACAAGUCAUGCGCUGUCACCAAUGCAAAACUCCACUAGUAUCCUAUUAUGUAAUUCAUUCAUUUCUUUUUUUUAAAUUCUGUAACUCACUUGUUAUGUGUUGACUAUUGAUGCAGGAAUGUGCAUGUGUACUCGACAUGUGUUGUGCUUUUGUUAAGCCAGACUGACAUGUUUAAUAAAGCAUUGCAUAAUUCUGAGAUUAUCUGUUCCUCUUACAAAAGACAUAAUAAAAUGAUAUGUCAUGCUUCUGGAAA
Pungitius pungitius (ninespine stickleback) is the source of this 874-nucleotide messenger RNA. It is a transcript of the gene rln3b, whose product is annotated as relaxin 3b. Lineage: Eukaryota; Metazoa; Chordata; Actinopteri; Perciformes; Gasterosteidae. Gene Ontology annotation, cellular component: extracellular region. Gene Ontology annotation, molecular function: G protein-coupled receptor binding; hormone activity. The record is from RefSeq and is a predicted model, not a curated record. The coding region runs from base 150 to 605 and encodes 151 amino acids. The transcript is spliced from 2 exons.